Molecule: messenger RNA, 2463 nt
Organism: Salmo salar (Atlantic salmon)
Lineage: Eukaryota; Metazoa; Chordata; Actinopteri; Salmoniformes; Salmonidae
Source: RefSeq, a predicted model, not a curated record
UGACUUCAGUUGUUUCGAAGUUCACAAGGAGAAAGGAGCGUCCCUCCACGGACGCGCGUGCUGCUGUACUUUGUCCGGUGCGUGCAGAUGGUUCUCGGGUUUGAUGGCUUCAGGGAAAUUACAUUUCUAAAUUUCAAGCUCAGUUCAGUGAUUCGGGACUUACUAAAUAAGCUUUCAAUGUAAUAUUUGACACGUCUGCUGCAGACCUCUGACUUCCCAACAACCCGAAGAGGUGCCAAAUAAGUGCGGGCGGACAAACAAGCAGUGCGCGUUUUUUCCUCUGUCUCUCUGAGUCAAGUAUUUGGAUUUGACAAAUCAAAAUAUUUAAGCCAUGUUCAUAGCUGAAGAACAGGCAGGUGACCGACGAAUUUAAGAUGACAUAUUUGAUUGUUUUUAUUCUGUCAUUAUCAACGUGUCUGUCUGUGGUGAGUGGAAGACAUCCAACGUGUAAUUUCCUCUUGGAGCUUGAAACAGACCAGGAAGAAUGUCUUGUGAAGCUGAGGGACCAAGAAUCUUCAAAUUACUCCGAAGGAGUGGGAUGCAAAGCGAUCUGGGAUAACAUAGCAUGUUGGGACCGUGCAGAGGUUGGAGAGACUGUCACUAGAGAGUGCCCCAGAGUGCUCAAGAUGUUUUUUGGCAGAAAUGGAAACAUAAACAAGAACUGUACAGCGGACGGAUGGUCUGAUGUUUUCCCCAACAUCAGCAGUGUGUGUGGGGCAGAAGAAAAGCAUGAUAAGCUUGUCUUCUUUACGGUGGUGAAGACGCUGUAUACGCUGGGCCACAGUUUGUCUUUGAUCGCCCUCACAACCGGGAGCGCCAUCCUCUGUCUAUUCAGAAAACUCCACUGCACACGGAACUACAUUCACCUCAACCUGUUCUUUUCCUUCAUCCUGAGAGCGGUGGCAGUCCUUGUGAAGGACGACAUCCUCUUCUCUCGCAAUCAGUGCUCUGAGCAGCCUUCACUGAUUGGAUGCAAGGCGAGCCUGGUGAUUUUUCAAUAUUUUAUCAUGGCCAACUUCUUCUGGUUGCUGGUCGAGGGCCUCUACCUCCAUACACUCCUGAUUGUCAUCUUCUCUGAAAAUAGACACUUCAUCGUUUAUCUUCUCAUUGGCUGGGGAUUCCCAACCGUGUUUGUUUCUGCAUGGGCUAUUACAAGGGUUUAUUUUGAGGAUACUGGAUGCUGGGAACAGAAUGAUAACCCAAUCCCCAAGUGGGUGAUCAAUGUACCCAUAGGCUUCUCCAUCAUGGUGAACUUCCUCCUGUUCAUCAGUAUUAUAAGGAUUUUGGUUCAGAAGCUGAGGUGUCCUGAUGUGGGUGGCAACGACCAGUCACAAUACAGGAGGUUGGCCAAAUCCACUCUCCUGCUGAUCCCCCUGUUUGGCAUCCAUUACGUUGUCUUUGUGUCUCUCAGUGAAUCCAUGGAAAAUUAUAAAAUCUUCUUUGACCUUGCUAUCGGCUCCUUUCAGGGCCUGGUGGUUGCAAUCCUGUACUGUUUCUUAAACAGUGAGGUUCAAGGGGAACUCAAGAGAAAAUGGCGGAGUAUAUGCCUCAACUGCCAUAUGGCCAGAAACUAUACCCAGCACAACACCUACACCUCCAGAAACGGCUCAGAGAACAUGGCUCAGUUCCAACGUAAUUCUCGUGCUCAGUCCUUCCUGCAGACAGAGACCACUGAUGUGUGAGGGCUGCGUGUAAAGAGGGAUCGGUCUCCAUUAAAACACUCUGGUAUUGGCCUAAAUACACACUACAGCACACACAGCCUACAGUUGUGGGCACUAAAAAGUUAGCUUGGACCACGGUAUUGGCAGAACAAUUGGCACAAUGGCACUCUAGGAUCACCUAAUGAGUUUGUCACUAAAACCUGGACCCCGGUACAGGGUUUGAAAUUGUUAUUUUUUUGUGCCCGCAAUUUAUGGCAGAUGGCGUAACAGGGUAUUUUUGAACAGAUAUGAAUAAAUUGGGCUAUACUGCAUUAAUGUCAAUAUUUGUAAUAAUUGGUUAGUUUAAGUAAACAUUUCAUUACUGGAUGCCAGGGAGAAGUGCUCUGCAUGGCUCUUAUAUCUUUAUCUCUCCCCCUCUAUCUCUCUCCCUGUAGUAAAAUGGAUUUGACUCUGUGGUUAACGACCAGAGAUGCCUCUGCCUAUACACCCACGGUUCCACGGCCACUAGGGGGUCCCCAAUCCAAAAACGAAAAAAAACGUAGGAACUCAGUCGGGGUUUCAACUUACUGUUGAGAGUUACAAAGUAGAAUAGACAAGUUGCAAUUUAGAAAUGUGGUCAUGCAUUGCAGUUUGCCACUUGUCAUGUCAGUCACUGACAGUCACUCAAGUUAGCCCAGCUAUGUCAGCUCAAUUCUUUAGAUUGCUGGGAAAGGUAGUCUACCCAGCUAUCUAAACCCUGUAGUAAUCAUCACCAAGUUACAGACUGGGCACGGAGUGUGCCGAAGGGCCCUGUCCUCCAGCC